Notodromas monacha is the source of this 1125-nucleotide messenger RNA. The record is from the annotation of a GenBank genome assembly. Lineage: Eukaryota; Metazoa; Arthropoda; Ostracoda; Podocopida; Cyprididae.
AGGGCCAACGUAUCUCGCACAAUGGACCUGGAUCUAUUUUUCAAAAAAGACUUCUUGCAGUUCACUGGAAGCUUCAAGGAACGUGGAGCCAGAUACACCCUCAAGAUGUUACAGUCUUCCAAGUCGGGUCAGCAGCACAGUCGGAAUGGUGUUGUGGCUGCAUCUGCUGGCAACCAUGCACUGGCCCUCAGCUAUCAUGGUGCAGAUCUGGGCAUCCCUGUCACUGUGGUCAUGCCCAAGUCAGCGCCCAUCAUGAAGGUGGAGGCAUGCAAGUCAUUUGGUGCCACAGUCAUGAAUCAUGGCUGUGACUUGAGUGAGGCCAAGGCAUUUGCCAUGGCUUAUGCAAAGCGCAAUGACAUGCUCUACCUCAAUGGUUAUGAUCACCCACACAUCUUGGCUGGCCAGGGCACCAUUGCUCUUGAGAUCAUGGAGCAAGUGAAGAACAUUGAUGCUGUUGUGAUCCCAGUUGGGGGUGGUGGACUCCUUGCUGGUUGUGCCCUUGCCUUCAAAACACUCAGACCAGAAAUCAUGAUAAUUGGUGCUGAAGCAGAAAACUGCCCAGGAUUUGCAGCAGCCCUGGAUGCAGGCGAGCCAAUAUUCACACCUGUGAAGCCAAGCCUUGCAGAUGGAUUGGCUGUGCCAGUUGUUGGAGUGAAUGCAUUUGCAACAGCCAAGGACCUGGUUGACAAAAUGGUUAAAGUGAAGGAUGAAUGGAUUGCCAUUGCCAUUUUGCGGCUUGUUGAGAUGGAGAAGGCAGUGGUGGAAGGUGCUGGGGCCAUUGGGUUUGCAGCUUUGCUCCAGGGACUCUUGCCUGAACUCAGUGGCAAAAGAGUGGUGGUGCCAUUGUGUGGUGGCAACAUUGACACCACAGUGUUGGGCCGUUGUAUGGAGCGUGGACUGGCAGUGGAUGGACGACUUGUCAAAUUCAUUGCCAUGGUGAGUGACCUACCUGGUGGAAUAGCUGGACUCACAAGGCUCAUUGCAGAUGCUGGUGUGUCCAUCAAAGACAUGGCUCAUGAGAGGGCAUGGGUUCGUGGCAAUGUUUUCCACACCAAUAGGAUGCCGAUUCAGGCAUUGGAGAGGAUCCUCAUUGGUGAUGAGUGUGUCAAAUUGCCAGUGCCUUAG